Molecule: messenger RNA, 4539 nt
Organism: Macrosteles quadrilineatus (aster leafhopper)
Lineage: Eukaryota; Metazoa; Arthropoda; Insecta; Hemiptera; Cicadellidae
Product: transforming growth factor-beta-induced protein ig-h3-like
Exons: 8
Coding region: 82-1611 (509 amino acids)
Biological process (GO): cell adhesion; extracellular matrix organization
Cellular component (GO): extracellular matrix
Molecular function (GO): cell adhesion molecule binding
Source: RefSeq, a predicted model, not a curated record
GCAUCGAUCGGCACCACCGGCGCUAGUGUCAGUAUUCCCGCCGUUUCCCAGCUGGCAGGACCUCCGACUCCCGCCACAACCAUGCUCCUGCUCGCCCUGUGCGUGUUUAUGGUGUCGUCCACCCGGGCUACCCAACUGCCCAACACGACCGGCAUUGACGGCGAACUGACAGCUAAACUCGCUGUCGAUCAUUUCUUCUCUCUCUGGCUCGUCUUCAACAACGACGAUGUCACAAUGUCCGACAAGCCGUUCACGAUCCUUGCUCCUCGCAACAACGCUUCUCUCCACAUUCCGAGUGAGAAGCUCAAAUCCCAACCCGAGGCUGUCAAGAAGCUGCUGCUGGACCACGUGGUUCUGGGUCAGAGGCUAGAUCUGGACAUCGGAGCUGACCUCAGCUUCACAACACUGGGCGGACGAACCGUCACGGUCAGGGCGAAACAUGGUUCCCUGAUUGCUAACGGAGCCAGAGUGACGAACCCAAAGGUAGAUGUGUCCAACGGGAGACUCAUCAUCCUGGAGAACUAUCUGUUCCCGGAGGAUCUCACCGAGGAUCACAGCUUCCUACAGGAUAUGACGGAAGUCUUGUCCUUUCUACAAGGAGGUGUCCGAGUGUUCCAACAUCUGCUGGCUCGCUCCAAUGUCACCAAACUCUUGAAGCAAGAUGAGUUCUACACAGUGUUCGUUCCGACAGACCGAGCCUUCCAACGUUGGCACCCGAUAGACUGGGGAUUCUAUCCAUUUUCAGUGCCUGAUUUUACUGAGAAUGUCCUCACAAAUCAUUUUGUACCUCAGAACAUUCGCCAAGAGCAAAUAAAAGAUGGUCAAACGUUUAAGACUUUGGGAGGACAAGAAAUAGUUUUCCAUAAAAAAGGAGCUGGUUUAACGGUGAAUGGAGCAGAUGUAGUGAAAGGAGACACUCCCGUGGCACGAGGCAACAUCAUGUUUGUCUCCGAAGUUUUGUUCGUCAAUGAAACAGUCGUACAGAGACUUCACCAGAAACACAAAGACAAGGAGACUCCUCCGCUACUUGCGUUCCCGUGGUUUGGAGCGCAGUUCCUGUCCCAUGCGUUCCUCGCGCUGGAGAGAACGCCCCACUUUUCCCAUGUCACACGUUUCCUCAACAUGGCUGAUUUGGCUCCACACAUCUCAGGGGCUGGAUACUCGUUCUUUGUUCCGACGGAUGCAGCUUUUGAGAAACAAGGCCUGAAGUUCGCCCCAGACAACUUCCUUUCAACUGGAGAUGGUCUUCAAGUUCUGCUCAGUCAUUUUGUCAAGGAUCGACUGUACGACAAAGAUCUCACCAACAACGCCACAUUUCAGUCACUGGGAGGAAAAACUCUGCGUGUUCAGAGGAUAGAAGAUGGCUCAGUUACUGUAGAAGGAGCGAAGAUUGUUCAAAGUGAGGUGUUUGUGUACAAUCUGGGAACAAUGUUCUUCAUCGACAAAGUGCUAUUUGCUGACCAGCUUCCAGAGGUUGAGGUUUCCCAGACCACCACUGACAAAGAUAAUAGUGAGUGGGCCGAAGGGACUGAACCAGCUACCAACCCGGACGUUCUACUACAGGAUGCAACCACAACGGAACAAGAAGUAGUUUCAACCAUCCUGCCGUAGACUGAUGCGUCUGGAUCAUCAACAGUGAUAAAUUAAUUGUUUAGUGUCAAGAAAGGGAUUAAGUUUAGCUAGCAUGCCAUGGAAGUAUUCAUAAUUUUAAAAAGUUGUUGGAAUUCACUUGGAGAAUGAAUCUUAUAUUCAACAUAGAUAAUUUUGUAAAAAAAUCACUAUUACUAUCUACUAGGUAAACUGUGACUUAUUUCUCACUAUGCAUUUUGCAUAGUUUUUUACCAUCCAAAAGCCAUAAUGUUAAUUGUGUCUUAAUUAUUGUUCUUCAUUUGAACCAAAAAGACCUAAAUAUCUCAGAUAAACUAGUUGAACUUGAUCUCUUUCUACACGAUGUAAAAUUUUACUCAAAAAAGCUUUUCCUAGAAUCAAAAGCAAAACAAAAAUUUUACAUGCCACAUAAAAAUAAUGGUGUAUUUGUACCAAACGGCAUCAGCAUCAAAGUAAAAAGCAGAAUUGUUGCGACCUUGCUAAGAUCUAUAAACUAAUCUAAAACCCUAAUUUUUUUUCAAACUAAGUAAACAAAAGUAAGUUUGAUUGUAUUUAAAAGUCAAUUUAGGAAGUAAUUUUAUAACAGCGUUAGGGACUGAUAUGUCAUUUAACAACGAGAAAUUUAUUUAUACAAAUGUUUUAACAAAAAGUCUUUUUGAAAUGUCUACAAUGUAUUGUAUAUGGUUGAUGUACUUUUUAAAGUAGACUAUUGUAUGUUAAGAAGGGGGAGGCAAUGGCUAAGGAGUACAAUAAGAAGGAAGAAGGAAGCACAACUAUUUAUGUAAGAAAAGUGUUUUAGUGGUUGAUAGUAGAAAAACAAUACAUCAAACUUGAUAUUUCAUUCUACUGAAGGGAACUUUUCUUAAACAAUUCAUCAUCUUUUUGAUGGACCCUCAUGAGGAGUGAAAAUGAAUGUGUACUUUUUAUAUACUACCAAUUACAUUGAACUCUUUUCGUAAGCGAGUUUGUAGUCUAUCAGCUUCUACUUCUUACAUGUACUUAGUGAAAUUCAUUGGCAACAUAAAAGUUGUUUGUAAAAACAACAUAGAACUCAAAUUUUUGGGAAUGUAGAAAUUUGUUCACAUAUUAAAAUCUGUAAGUGGGAAAAAUAAUUUUGUAUAUACAAUAAGUGGGAAAAUGUGUCAAUUUAUUAUUGUUUAAUGUGCUCAAUAAAGUACCUAUUGUGUAAAAUAUGGUCUACCACCAUGGACUGGUUGUUGCUAGGUUAACUCUCGAAGAUUGUAGAAAAAUAUGUUAUGAUGUAUGGUAUUUUAAAAGUUAUUUGCUGGAAAUGCAACUAAAAACAUUUAUAGAGGGGCUUUUGUUGUUUAAACUUUGUAUGAAAGUUUGAUAAUUAUACACUAAAUAUUAAACAUAAGUUACCAUUUUACAACAAUUAAUAUUUUUUCAAAUUAAUUUGGAAUUUAAUCAGUUUCUCAGUAGCUUUCUAAUUUAGUAAAAUCCGAAAAGAGUGGAGAAAUAGUGUUUAACAUUUGUAUUAAGUUGGGGUAUUUUAUGUGUUAGUUUGAAUUAUAAAUGAAAGGUUUAAUGUUGGAAAAUAUAUUCUUUACUAAGUGUACUAAACAUGAGUUGAUUCUAAGUUUUAAGAAUGUAAUUUUAAUGUAGAUCUAUUAAAAGUAUGACUAAAAUCAAUUGUUAUUCAUAUUGCCGGUAAGUAUCCAAGUAGCAAAAAAUACAAUAUAAUAUUUUUUACAAUUUCAGUUAUGGUUUUAAAUAUGUAUAAUAUGCAAUAGCAUUGUGUUACUUAAAAAAAAAACAGUUAACAUUUAAUUGCAUUUUAUGGAAAAUUCUAUCUUAAUUGGUAUAUUCAUUUGUUAAAACAUUUUUACAUUACUGAUUCUUACCGAAUAAAAAAUAAUGGUACUGAUCUAAACAAAUCAUUGUAGUCUGUAAAUAAAUAAUUACUUUUAAAGUAUUUAAUGUAUAAAAUUGUUAUACAUAGUAAGUGUUACAUAAAUUAAUAGCCAUACACAUUUAUAGUCGUGUAACAUUUCCUACCAACAUUGAAAUUAAUAUUGACUGAUAUUGCCUUUUUUGUAUUGUUGUACUGAACUUAUUUCAGAUAUUAAAAUAGUUAUAGAAGUAUUUACGAACAGUGGUUCUCAAACUUGGUAUUGGACUUCUUAAACAAAAUUCCCUCUAAGGAAGUAUUUGAUGUGUUUAGCUUCUCAUGGCCAUACUUAAAUACAUAUGAUGAUAAAUAGAGAGUUUGGAAAAUAAGCUAGAGUCUUUUCACAUUGACCCAUGUCUGAUUAAAUUUGUCACUCAAAAAUUUAUCCCUACCGUACAUUUGGGAACCAAAGUUAAAAUCUUAAAUUAUACCAAUAAUGUUACUGUAGUUUAGCAUUGGAUGUUUUUAUGGUCAACACCAACAUAAUUAAAUAAACAGCUCAUCUAAGUGUAUGCAUUAAUUAAAUAGCAUGGAUUUGUAGAUAAUUUAUAUUAGCUCUGUGAUAACAAACUCAUUUAAGCUUUUAUUAAUGCAAGUUAAAGACACCUGAUGCAUUUAAAGGACAGAUUCUAUUUUAUUAGAGUUUAACUAAUGAAAGUAGACAUUAAAUUAGUUUUGAAAUUUGUUAUUCUGUUAAAUAUUAGUUUUAAAUUGUUUUCAGGGUGUGAAAUUAUUGUCUGAGUUAUUAGAAUUACUAACAAAACUGAGUUUUUUUUUGUUAGUGGAUUUAUUAGUGUGAAUAAUAUUAUCUUGAUUAAUCCACUUUUUAAGAAUUAUUGAUCCGCCAUCUUUGUUUUGUUGGCAAUUUGUGGUGUUGCUAGGAAUAGUUGUAUUGAUGUUAUUGUACAUAUUGUCAUUGAAAUGUAUUAGAUUUGUUACUAUUAAUAUGUAUAGAUGAUCUAUAUGUGAUGUAAAUAAAUAACUUAUUAUUGAUUUGUAUAAAUAAUUGUUUUAUCAAA